Caenorhabditis elegans is the source of this 804-nucleotide messenger RNA. It is a transcript of the gene C29F7.3, whose product is annotated as UMP-CMP kinase 1. The transcript has 4 exons. Gene Ontology annotation, molecular function: phosphotransferase activity, phosphate group as acceptor; dCMP kinase activity; CMP kinase activity. Gene Ontology annotation, cellular component: nucleus; cytoplasm. Gene Ontology annotation, biological process: pyrimidine nucleotide biosynthetic process; 'de novo' pyrimidine nucleobase biosynthetic process; UDP biosynthetic process. The record is from RefSeq and is marked reviewed. The coding region runs from base 39 to 614 and encodes 191 amino acids. Lineage: Eukaryota; Metazoa; Nematoda; Chromadorea; Rhabditida; Rhabditidae.
UGAAACAUUUGCAUCAAAUUUCUAUUUUGCAGACCGUCAUGUACAACGUCGUCUUUGUUCUCGGCCCACCAGGAUCUGGAAAAGGAACCAUUUGCACUCAAAUUCAUGAGAACCUCGGCUACGUACACUUGUCAGCUGGAGAUUUGCUCAGAGCUGAGCGUGAAAGAGCAGGAAGCGAAUAUGGAGCCCUUAUCGAAGGUCAUAUCAAAAAUGGAUCCAUUGUGCCCGUGGAAAUCACAUGCGCUUUGCUGGAAAAUGCCAUGAUCGCUAGCAAAGACGCCAACGGCUUCCUCAUCGAUGGGUUCCCGCGUAACGAAGACAAUUGGUCGGGAUGGAACAAGCAAAUGGGCGGAAAGGUUAAUGAGCAAUUCGUGCUCUUCCUUUCAUGUCCAGUCGACGUUUGCAUUGACCGGUGCCUUCAUCGUGGGCAGGGAAGAACCGAUGACAAUGUCGAGUCCUUGAAAAAACGCGUAGAGACCUAUAAUCAAUCGACGUUCCCAAUUAUUGAGCACUUUGAGAAGGUUGGCAUGGUUCGAGAAGUGAACAGUGAGAGACCAGUCACGGAGGUCUACGAAGAUGUUGUCAAGGUAUUCGCGGCUGCCAACCAAAAAUAGAACCAGUUUCUCGAAUUAUUCAUAUUAUUUUUUUCGAAUUGUCUCUAUUCCUCCAUUUACUUCCAUUUUUUUCCUGUCUCUCUUUCCUUCCAAUUCCACCACGGUUCUGUUUCUUUUUUAUUGUUCUCUUUUCUCUGCAUUUUUGCCCUAAUCUGUAACUAUAAACUUUGAAAAAAGAUAAGAUAGUGUA